UCAUUAUGAAUUCUACACCCUUCUGCAUGAGGCCCUCCUCCAGAAGUAGUUGUCCCCACUCCUGCUCUGUCACCACUGCUGAAUCCCCCACAGAGGAAGCCUGCUGACACUGACCUUUUGGAACAACCUUCUAAAAGCGCACUUUGUCAUCCUUGGAAGAAGCCUGUAUUAGUUCCCUAGAACAACAACAAAAUACCACAAACGUAUGACUUAAAUGACCAAAAACUCAUGUUUCGCAGAUCUGGAGGCUUGAAGUCCAAAGUUAAGCUUGCUGCUGAAAGAAGCUUGUGAUAGAAAGAAGCUAGUGGGAGGUGGCCCAAGUGCAACUGGGCAGUGCUUACUAAGUUGCAACCUACUCAAAGCCAGCUGCAUCCCUGGUUCAAGAGGGGUCCAGAUCCUGGCUCUCAGUCAUGAUGAGGAGAAGCUUCCAGGUGGCAGCUAGACUUGGACACCACAAAGCCCUACUCAGGACCCCCUGUGUCCUGCCCAAACUCGGCUCUGCCUCAGCAUUUGGAUCCUCCACCAACUCCCUGGUCUCAAGAUUUUGUCCAGAGCAGACAGACUUGAAGGAUUAUGCCCUUCCCAAUGCCAGCUGGUGUCCAGACAUGCUGAGCUUGUACCAAGAAUUUCUGGAGAAGACCAAAUCAGACGGCUGGGUCAAACUACCCUCCUUCAAGUCCAACAGAGACCACAUUCAAGGGCUAAAGCUCCCAUUCGGGUUGGUAGUUACCUCAGAUAAAAGUGACUGGCGCAUCUUCACCAGGUGCAUCCAAGUGGAAGGACAAGGCUACGAGUACGUCAUCUUUUUCCACCCAUUCAAGAAGAAGUCAGUCUGUCUUUUCCAACCAGGCCCCUACCUGGAGGGGGCUCCCGGGUUUGCUCAUGGAGGGUCCCUAGCAGCCAUAAUGGAUGAGACCUUUUCUAAAACUGCCUACCUGGCUGGAGAGGGGCUGUUCACACUAAGUCUCAAUAUCAGCUUCAAAAAUUUGAUCCCUGUAGGCUCUCUGGCUGUACUGAAUGUCCAAGUGGAAAAGAUUGAAGACCAGAAGAUGUACAUAUCUUGCAUCACCCAGAGCAGAGACCAACAGACAGUCUACGCCAAGUCUUCAGGUGUUUUCCUUCAGAUGCAACUGGAAGAAGAAUCAUCCCCUUAGUAGUCACUAUGUCAGCCCUGAUGACCCUGCCUACUGGGGACCCACAUUAGAGCAGGAAGGGUGCCCAGGAAACAAGUGGCAGAUGAAGGAGAGGGCACUUUCUCUGAGUAAAUAAACUCUCACUGCCCCAUGCUCA
Messenger RNA from Sciurus carolinensis (gray squirrel), 1290 nucleotides. It is a transcript of the gene Them5, whose product is annotated as thioesterase superfamily member 5. Gene Ontology annotation, cellular component: mitochondrial matrix. The record is from RefSeq and is a predicted model, not a curated record. Bases 411 to 1154 code for a protein of 247 amino acids. NCBI's taxonomy places the organism in Eukaryota, Metazoa, Chordata, Mammalia, Rodentia, Sciuridae. The transcript has 8 exons. Gene Ontology annotation, biological process: long-chain fatty-acyl-CoA metabolic process; cardiolipin acyl-chain remodeling.